Molecule: messenger RNA, 1059 nt
Organism: Ostertagia ostertagi
Lineage: Eukaryota; Metazoa; Nematoda; Chromadorea; Rhabditida; Trichostrongylidae
Source: the annotation of a GenBank genome assembly
AUGGCGGCGACCAUAACUACGAUAACGCCUCCAAAUGUGUCAUACAUACAGAUGGACUCACUUGUUAUUAUGAAAAUCGUCAAACACGUGGAUAGCGAGCUUUAUGCUGGAAUGAGUGAGGUACCGCUGUGUGACCAGCUUGCCCAAGGUUUUGACAAGGGCUUCAGUAUCUGUGAGAAACAAGAUGACAGUGCGCCUAGAGAUCCACUCAAACAUGCUUCCUACCGCUCGUGCUGCCAGGCCUGUUUUAGAACAGCGAUGAAAACGCAGCUCAGAAAUAUGAAUAUUGACUACGAAUUGGUAGGAUUCUAUCAAGCGCAUCCAUUCGGCGCAUGUUUCUCUCAGGAUCUUGUGGAUUCGAUGUUCGACUAUCAGAGCAAUGGACCCGAUGGCGUAGUUAUCAUUUACGAUCCUGUAAAAACGCGGCAGGGACAGCUUUGUUUGCGUGCUUACCGUUUGUCUGUUCCUGCUCUUGAACUUUGUGCCAAAAACGACUGGUCACCGGACGCAGUGAAGGCAGCUAACCUCACCUAUCAGACAAUGUUCGAAGAAUUACCGAUAGUUAUAAAGAGCAGUCAUCUUGUCAAUGUUAUGAUGGCUGAGUUGUCGUUAGCUCCGACUAGAAUUGCUGAUAGGUUUUCAACACAUCUCGAACUGGGAUCUCGGAGAUCGUUGGAGAAGAGCGUAAGAGCAAUGAUGGCUAACAUAGAUGAGCUCAACAAGUCAAUAUCGGCAUAUGGGAAGUACGUAAACGACAAGCAAAAGCAUGAUAAUAUGAUCUACAACCUAACUCAGAAGCGGCAAGCAGAAAACGAGCAACGCCUUGCAAGAGGUGAACCUCCAUUGUCAAUGGAUGACAUUCGCAAAAUGAAGGAACCGCAGUUGCAAACACGAAAUGGCAUGCUGGAUGCGAUGUUGAGUAGCUGUGAUACACAAGCGCUUGCUGAGUUCUGUGUUAAGGUAACUGGAGAAAAUAUAGCGAAAUUAUUCCUUGCCGAGGCGUUAGCAGAUGACAAAGGAACCGUCAAGGACCGAUCGCAAAGCCUUCUGAACCGCUAA